AUGGAGCGCCUGCAGAAGGAGGAAGCGCAGAAGAAGGAGGCAGAGGAGGCCGAGCGGCAGCAGAGGGCGAAACAGCAGGAGAUGGAGCGCCUGCAGAAGGAGGAAGCGCAGAAGGAGGCAGAGGAGGCGGAGCGGCAGCAGAGGGCGAAACAGCAGGAGAUGGAGCGCCUGCAGAAGGAGGAAGCGCAGAAGAAGGAGGCAGAGGAGGCGGAGCGGCAGCAGAGGGCGAAACAGCAGGAGAUGGAGCGCCUGCAGAAGGCGGAGCAAUGCCGAGCAGAGAAGAGGGCCAGACUUGCAUCCUACGCGGAACAGCAGCGGCAACUGGAGGCAAAGGCAAAGGCGAUGGCUGAAGAGACGGAACGAUUGGCAAGGGAGAUGGAAGAGGAGGAUUUGACCAUGCAGGGGGAGGGGACCUGGACAGGAGUCGAGGAGGAUUUGACCAUGCAGGGGGAGGGGACCUGGACAGGAGUCGAGGAGGAAAUAGUUGAGGGGUUGGGGACUUUGCUGUUGAUUGAGAGCGGGGAGGCGAAUGUAGCAGAGGGCGUGCCUAGUGUUCCUGUACGGAAUGUAGAGGUGUCCAGGAGGCGGCCUAGACAAGAGGACAGGGAGCCGGAGGGUCAUGCGGCUAAGAGACGGUGUGCAACUGGAAUACAGGAGUUGAUACCCAUAAUCCAAGGGGAAAAGAAAGGGAUGAAGAUCGACAAGUGUGACAACAGGAAAAACGCCGUAGUGGACGACAAGGGUAAGACUUUGGGUGUCUGCCUGCCGUUCAGGGGAAGCGGGUUCUCUCAACGGGGCGAGGGAGCUUUGCAGAAGUGGACGUCUGAGCAGACCGUCAGCGGCCGGAAGCGGAACCUCGGCUCUCACAAAACGGUGUGGGAGAGGGCAUACACGGUCGCAGUCUGCUGGAAGUUCUACUUCCCGGAUAUUGACAUGCAGGCAUACGGCAUGAAUCCAAACCGUAUAAACAAGUGGCGGGAAGACCUCGACUUCACAACGUGGCUUCCAACAGGGGUGUGGAGCGUCAUCAACGAACUCCACCUGGACAAACCGGACGGAUUCUCACUCGUUCAAACCAACACGGCUCUUUGGCAGCAGCAGGGGGAUGGCUUUCAGGUAGCUGCCUGCGCUGGUGUCGGAAUAACUGCGUGGCAGAAGAUGGUGGGAGGCGUGGAGGGUGAAAACGGCUAUUCGACGGAAGAACACGCAAUCGGACUUGCCGCCACGUUGUCUGUAAUGUGGGCCGCAUCCACGAAUGUGGACCAGACCCAGUGGGAGACGGGCGCAACAACAGCUGCACGUGGAACUUCUACGGCCAUAGCAUCUUUUGCUGCCAGAUCGUCCACUGCUGCCACCGCCUCGUCGGAUGCCUCGUCAUCUUCUGCGGCCGAUAUGCCCUCUGCCGUCCACAAUGCCCUUGCGACGCUUGCAGCCUCGGUUGCUUGCGUUGCGGUUGAGGCGAUGAGGUCGGUAAAGGAUCAGGAGCAUGACAAGGAAGCGUGGAUUCUGCCCCUGUCGGAUGCGCUGCUGAAAGCGCUUCCGGCAGAGUCGCGAGCGGCCGAGGAUGCGAAGCGGAUGACGAGGGUGGUGGCAAAGGUGGUGACCUCUUGGUGCCUAUGCAGCAUGGCAUCAAGAGGCCUUCGCCAGCACCAGGGCGUCUGGCUCGGAGUCCUGCAGAAGAAGUUGGGCGGCCGGGAUACCACAACAGGGGCGGAUAAGGAGAAGAAAACCAAGAAAUCGUCCGCGAAGGGGAACGCGACGAAGGAUGCGUCGACGGAGGAGAACACCGGCACUGGCGGCCAGGAUUGA
This is a messenger RNA of Closterium sp. NIES-65, 1809 nucleotides long. The record is from the annotation of a GenBank genome assembly. NCBI's taxonomy places the organism in Eukaryota, Viridiplantae, Streptophyta, Zygnematophyceae, Desmidiales, Closteriaceae.